AGGAUGCCUACGCAUAUCCUGCAGAGGCUGAAGAUGUGGAGCUGAAGGUUUCCAAGUUGAUUUAUUUUGAGAAAAGGUUUUAAGGCUUUAUUUUGCAUCCUGGUAGUUUCCGGCUUGGAAACGAAAACGUUCAAGAUGCCAUGUAUAAGGAUCGUUCGGGAUCAUGUGCUGCCUAGGGCGGAAAGUUUUUGCUGUUGCUGGGAACAACAAAGCGAUAUUCAAGACAAACCACAUCAAACAGGUUGAUGCCGCGCAAACAUUCGCAGAGAAAUGCAAGGAAGUGCGCCGAGAACAAGGAGGUGGGGACGAAGACACAACCGACCGCGCUUCAAGCACCACGGGCACGACUUCGGGCGUCGAAGAAGAGCAGGUUGCGGCCCGCAAGACGAACGCUCUGCAAGCAAAUGCGAAAAGUCAACCAGGCGAGACUGAGCCCGGGUUGACGGGCUGCACUGCUUUUUCGUCGGUGCACGGAGACAAGGGCGGUUCCGAGAAGCACGUAAGAAACAAAUCGGAGAAGAGUGAAGGGAAAUCGGGCAAAAGCAGUGGAAAACGCCAGGGGAAAACCAAGGGGAAAGGGGAAACGAGCAAGGGAAACAAGGGAAGCAAGCAGCAGGACGACUGGUUCAGCGCAGGCAGCAAACAGUACAACAAGAACAGCGGCAAAGGGAAGAGCAAGCCAAAGCGCGGUGGUUACUACGAACAAAUGAAUGCUGGCGCCCAGGGGGCGUGGUGAGAAAAAGAAAGAGGAAUAACGACCCGAACGGUGGCAAUAUUUCUCGUUUUCUCCCGCGACCCUGCAGGGCUGCAUCUGCAAAUCGGAUCAGAAAAUCGAAACUGUAUGAUGCUGUCCAAGAACGAUCACAGACACAGAGAUUUUUCACACGACCGAAAGUUUCAAUGUACACAGACCUAGAGGACCGAAACCGAUAUCGGUACGGCCACGAUAUAGAAGAGAGCAACAGGAUGUUGUUAGAGCUUGUAUAAUGUUGUAUGGGUCAAAUCAUGAACGUGGAGACUUGCCUGCAGCCGCGUUUUGCGAUCUCGGCAGGCGCACUUGUUUGGAUGAAAAGCACAUGGAUGCCAUAUACGAGAUUCAUUUACCAGAAUGUGCAAAAUGUAAGUUUGUAUCGGUUGCGUUAU
This is a messenger RNA of Amoebophrya sp. A120, 1143 nucleotides long. Lineage: Eukaryota; Dinophyceae; Syndiniales; Amoebophryaceae. The record is from the annotation of a GenBank genome assembly.